AUGGAAGCCGCGGGAUACAUGGGACGAAUCCUGAUGCAUGACAAUCCAUGGUCAACAUCUGGGUUUCGACUACAGAUCUUCUGCCUGAUUCUGGCUCCAACCUUUAUUGCCGCCGCGUUAGACUUCUUCAUUGCAUCUAGGAAGCAUCUGCGCGAAGAUUUGCAGGGAGAGGCUGUGACUGAAAAGCCUCAACGAAAAGUCUGUUUAGUACUUGCUGCAGAGCUCGCCGCCUAUAUCACAGUUCUCAUUCGAUGCAUUUAUCGCCUUCCUGAGAUGGCGGGCGGAUGGGGGAACGAAUUGAUGCAGAGCGAAAUGGAUUUUUUGGUUCUUGAUGGAAUGAUGGUUGCUUUGGCCUGUCUGGUAUUCACAGUCGUCCACCCAGGACUAUAUCUCCCCACAAUGGGGACAGGACGGAGUCAUUGGUAA
Molecule: messenger RNA, 426 nt
Organism: Penicillium hordei
Lineage: Eukaryota; Fungi; Ascomycota; Eurotiomycetes; Eurotiales; Aspergillaceae
Exons: 4
Coding region: 1-426 (141 amino acids)
Cellular component (GO): plasma membrane; fungal-type vacuole
Source: RefSeq, a predicted model, not a curated record